AUGAGCGGGAGCCUGCACGUCAGGCGAGCCAGUGUACUCUCGCUGGAAACGACGACUCCAAGCACAGAUGGCGGCAUCGGGCUAUCCAGGCCUGGGCAACUCAACAGCGAUGUGCUUCAGGUUCAUACGCCAGUCGUGAGCGACUAUGUAUCACCCGUAGGGCCGAUCGAUUCCGGACAGUCAUGGUCAUCGAUCUCCCAAUGGAGCAACAACGCAGCGGCUUCCAACGUGGUGAAUCUUUCGGACAUGACUGUGGAUACGACGUACGACUUCAGCCACUUGAAUGACCUGGACGAUAUCUUCGCCUUCACGAACGACUUCACGUACGACGCGGUCUGCCGUCAGCUUGGUCCUCCGUUCUACACUGCCGAUCCAGUACAAGGUCAACCACAUGGGCCACCAGCUCAUACGUCACUCAUGUACUUACGGUCGCAAGGCUGUUUCGAUCUACCACCAGUACCCACUCUGCGAACGAUGAUGGUGCAAUACUUUCGCCUGGUGCAUCCAAACUUGCCCAUCAUGUUCGAAGACGCCUUUUGGAGAUGCUUUGACAGCGAGAACGGCCAUGUAAACCAAAUCUCGCUGCUAGUGCUACGGGGUAUGCUGUUUACGGUCAGCUGCUAUCUUGAUGCCGAGAGUUUGACCACUCUUGGCUUCAGCAGCCCCCGCGAUGCGAGAAGUACCCACUAUCGUCAAGCAAAGCUGCUCUUCGACUUCGACAUCGAGUCCGACCCAGUGGCCAAUGCACAGGCAUGUCUGCUCUUAACAUACCAGUCACCGAGCCACAACAAGCUUCGCAUAAACCUCUCCUGGCUGAACCAUGCGCUGAGAUAUGCGAGAAUUGCUCGUGCAGACUCAUAUUAUCGCUUCAAGGACGAAAAUCCGCUACAAGCCAAGCUUUUGAAGCGCAUAUGGUGGUCCAUCAUCUUCCGCGACCGUAUUCUGUCACUCGGCAUGCGACGGAGCCUUCAGGUACACCUGGACUCGAAGUCGAUUUGGUUUGACGACGAUCAUGCGUUGCAGAUCAACGAUUUCGAAUCGGAACUGGGGCGAUCUGUCGUGCAUAGCAUCGAAACCCAAGUCAGGACCAUUGGGCUACAGACGGCGCUUUGUAAGCUCACCAUACGCCUGGCUACACCGUUACGACUGCUGUACCAGGACGAACUCCUCGAUGAUCGGCUGGAGACAGUAUUUGCGUCUCUUCCGGAGUCAGUCGAGGCUGUCCAAGAAUCUCUCGAAUCACUCCGGCGGUGGUAUGAGGAGACCUCGGAGAAGUACCCUUUCCCAGUCAGCCUGGAUGAUGUUCACGAGUCUUUGUGCCUCUACGUGAACAUGCUAUUCAUACUCUGCGCCUCGGCGACUUUUGCAUUGAACAUGCACCUCACCAUGAUUCACGAGAACUUGUCAGCCAGCCGAAAGAUGAUCGACGUUGGCGCGGCGAGGCAGGGCUUACAGGAUGCGAACGAUGACCUUACCAGGAGGCUUCAAGAAUUGAUACAAGUCAAGGUCAUGAAAGAUCUCCCCAUCACUGCAACACCGCUUAUUGGACCUCCACUCGUCCUCCAGGCCAUCAACCUCGCAGCAUCCCGCGUCUCCCGCACCGAGGCGACCGAAGCACGCCGCCUUGACAUCUUCACUCGUACCCUCCGCUCCCAGCAACGCAAGUUCGACGGCUCCGACUUCUACAUCGACGUUCUCAUCAACAUUGUCGCCUACGCCCAAGACGAUGAUAAUCUCACCUCAGGUAUGAACCUCUGGCGAGAGAACAGUAGCGGCAACCAGACAACACACCUGAAGAAGCUGGAUUGGGUCAAGAUGAUGGAGAAGAGACCGAGACAGUUCUUAAGGUUGAUGUUUCAUAUGGACUAUGCACUCUGCACGUGGGGAGUGCCGCAAGAGGAACACUUUCCGCCGGGCUUGAGGAGGGAAGGAGGCUGA
Messenger RNA from Fulvia fulva, 1938 nucleotides. RefSeq names its product Cutinase transcription factor 1 beta. Gene Ontology annotation, biological process: DNA-templated transcription. Gene Ontology annotation, molecular function: DNA binding; zinc ion binding. The transcript is spliced from 4 exons. Bases 1 to 1938 code for a protein of 645 amino acids. The record is from RefSeq and is a predicted model, not a curated record. Lineage: Eukaryota; Fungi; Ascomycota; Dothideomycetes; Mycosphaerellales; Mycosphaerellaceae.